AUGACGGAAGUCAAGACUUUCAACACCAAGAAGGCCACUCAGGCUAUCGGCCCCUACCAACCCAAGUCCCAAGCCGUAAUCGCCGGCCCACACAUCUUCGUCUCCGGCCAGCUUCCCGCCGAUGCAGAAGGCAACAUCGUGCAAGGCAGCAUCGCGGAGAUGACCACUGCUUGCUGCGAGAACCUCAAGAAUAUCCUUGAGGAUGCUGGAAGCUCCAUCACCCGGGUUGUGAAGGUCACCGCUUUCCUAACGACCAUGGACAACUUCGCCGAGAUGAACGGAGUGUACGAGAAGUACUUCACGCACAAGCCCUCGCGCUCUUGCGUGGCCGUCCACCAGCUGCCGAAAGGUGUGCCGGUUGAGAUUGAGUGCAUUGCGCUAUCGGGCAAGGCAUAG
Molecule: messenger RNA, 396 nt
Organism: Saxophila tyrrhenica
Lineage: Eukaryota; Fungi; Ascomycota; Dothideomycetes; Mycosphaerellales; Extremaceae
Exons: 4
Coding region: 1-396 (131 amino acids)
Cellular component (GO): mitochondrion; cytosol
Molecular function (GO): deaminase activity
Source: RefSeq, a predicted model, not a curated record